Messenger RNA from Brassica rapa (field mustard), 1625 nucleotides. RefSeq names its product COBRA-like protein 2. The record is from RefSeq and is a predicted model, not a curated record. Gene Ontology annotation, biological process: cellulose microfibril organization; plant-type cell wall cellulose biosynthetic process. Lineage: Eukaryota; Viridiplantae; Streptophyta; Magnoliopsida; Brassicales; Brassicaceae. Gene Ontology annotation, cellular component: plasma membrane.
UAACUAAAGCCAGCUCUGUCUCUCUUUCAUUCUCCCUUUUACAUCUUCGAGAAGUUUUCUUCUGAGAUCAAGAAACGGUUGAUCAAAGACCAGAAAUCACAAAAAUGAAAAUUCUCCUCUCUAAGUUCUCAGUUUUGUUUCUAUUUCUCCUUUCUUGGACCAGCUUCACCACAACAGAAGCUUAUGAUGCACUUGAUCCAACUGGAAACAUUACCAUAAAAUGGGAUAUCCUGAGCUGGACUCCUGAUGGCUAUGUGGCUCGUGUAACAAUCUUCAAUUAUCAACAAUACCGUCACAUUGAGUCCCCGGGUUGGCAAUUGGGAUGGACUUGGUUAAAGAAGGAAGUGAUAUGGAAUAUGGUUGGUGCACAAGCAACAGAACAAGGAGAUUGUUCUAAGUUCAAAGGUGACCCUCCUCAUUGCUGCAAGAAAACUCCAACUGUCGUUGACUUGUUACCAGGAACUCCAUACAACCACCAGAUAUCAAACUGUUGUAGAGGCGGUGUGGUUAGUGCGUGGGCACAAGACUCCGCAACCGCUGUUUCUGCUUUUCAGAUUAGUGUUGGCCAAUCUGGAACAACUAAUACAACGGUUAGAGCACCUAGGAACAUCACUUUGAAGGCACCAGGACCUGGUUAUACUUGUGGCCCCGCGAAAACCGUUGCGCCGACCAAAUUCUUUUCUGAUGAUAAACGAAGAAAGACUCAGGCUAUGUUGACAUGGAACAUGACGUGCACAUAUUCGCAGUUUCUAGCCAAGAAAUCUCCCACUUGUUGUGUCUCACUCUCAUCCUUCUACAAUGAAACUAUCGUACCAUGCCCAACUUGUUCGUGUGGUUGUCAAAAUAAUUCUCAAACUGGUACAUGUGUCAACCAGAAAAUAGCUUCGGUAAUACAAGCUUCAGGGAAGAACAACCAUCAACCGCUAUUGCAAUGUACGCAGCAUAUGUGUCCCAUCCGAGUUCAUUGGCAUGUAAAAACUAACUACAAAGAGUACUGGCGAGUGAAGGUUGCAAUCACAAACUUUAAUUACAAUAUGAAUUACUCGCUGUGGAAUAUGGUUGCACAGCAUCCCAACUUCGACAAUGUCACUAAGCUUUUCAGCUUUAACUACAAACCCCUUAGUCCUUACGCUGGCAUAAAUGACACGGCCAUUCUAUGGGGAAUCAAGUUCUACAACGAUAUGUUGAGCCAAGCCGGUCCACUAGGAAAUGUACAGUCAGAAAUUCUCUUCCGAAAGAGCCCGUCAAAGUUCACACUCGAUAAAGGGUGGGCGUUUCCAAGACGUAUUUACUUCAACGGAGAUAACUGCGUUAUGCCACCUCCAGAUUCUUAUCCAUGGCUCCCUAACGCAACUCCAAAACUUGCAACCUCGCCAUUCAUCGUACUUCUCAUCACUUUCUUUUCUGUUUUGAUUCUUAUGUAAGGGAUUCACGUAGAAAUAUCGUGAUUUUGACCCGGUUCAUACCUUACAAGUGUGUUAAUGUGAGUGACUAUUAUGAAGCUAUCUCAAUUCUAUAGGGCUAAUUGUAUUUGCAUGCUAAAUGUUAUUAUGUCUAUUGUAAGAUUACAUAUAUCAGUGUUGUUGUAGAUUUAUUUUUCUUUAUUAUUAAUAAUUAUUUUUUGA